Molecule: messenger RNA, 2291 nt
Organism: Mollisia scopiformis
Lineage: Eukaryota; Fungi; Ascomycota; Leotiomycetes; Helotiales; Mollisiaceae
Product: Tcp11-domain-containing protein
Exons: 2
Coding region: 149-2149 (666 amino acids)
Source: RefSeq, a predicted model, not a curated record
CAGAAACACUCAAUCUUCGCCGCCCCAUUCACCGUCCGCGGCAUCGAUUUCAGGAUAUUGUACCCAGACUGAUACGAAAAGCACCUGAUCGCAAAAAAAGUUCGGGGUUAGACGAGGUCCGCAGCUGGGCUGGGAGGAUAUAAUAAUAAUGGAGUCCGAUGCGGGAAAGAGAGAGCGCGGGAAUAGUGUUGCUGCAACGAAUGGACAUCCUAACCCGCCCGCAAAUAACGAUGGUUCCAUGUCGACUUCACAGGUCGGGGAAUCCAGGUCCCAGAAUUCCAUAGACAUCCACAUCGAGGAAGCAGGGUACGAUAUUGAAGCUCAAAAAAACAAGUCAAGUGCAGGAAAUCCGUCGCCGAGAAAUCGACAUUAUGGCUCGAGCGUGGAGCGACCUCCCCGACCAAACACGAGAAAUCCAAGUCCUGCAAUGGAACCUCCAGUGACCAAGGCGACGUUGAGCGAACUCGACGUGAACAAGAUUGUAAAUAAUCCAAAGCUGCGUCACGAUAUCAACUUCGAUCCAGAUCUGCACUUCAGACCGAACCUGGAUGGCGAAAAAGGGAAAAGGAAGACCGAGAAAGCCAACAAUUUCUGGGACACGAUGCAAACGCAGCUUCGAGAGUACAUGACGAACCGAGAACAAUUCGAAAGAGAGGUUGACGAUACGGAAUGGUGCUUGCCCGCGACUCUGAAUGCCAUUCGAGGAAUCUUGGAAACAUUGGUUCCCCAGCGAGAUCGUGCCUCUGUCGAGGAGACCUUCAAUGUCGAUUUACUUAUGCAACAAUUUCGAAAAGGAGUUGCAGAUUUAGUAAAAUUGGCUUUGUGGUUGUCGCAACUCCUGAAAUGCCAUUGUGCUCCCAUGAGAGAUAAUUGGGUGGACGAGAUGGUCACGCAGCUGAGCAACGGUGACCGCAACGGCGACGUGACUCUGCUGGUAGCCGGCAUGAAGAAUUUGCUUGGUGUCUUGGAAGCGAUGAAACUGGAUGUGGCAAAUCACCAAAUUCGCUGUUUGCGGCCGCUUCUCAUUGAGGAUACCGUUCAUUUUGAACAGAAAUUCUUCAUGAAGAAGAUCGCUAUGGGCAGAGUCGAUAUUGCUGGAGCACACGCGUGGUUCAAAAGAGCGAGCGCCUUGCCAGACAUUCCAAAUCUGGACCCUUCGACCCAUUCUCAAGGCAAUACGUGGGACUUUAUCAAGGCGCUCGUGAACCUCACUCUGCCAUCGAAGUCGGAAUUGUUCCCCCACACUUUCUUGUUCGAUGAGGAACGCCUGACUAAGCUUCGUUCUGACAUGCUAGACUUGAUCAACCUCGAAAUAUGCAUGAAACUCUAUCGAGAUCUGGACGUACCAAGCAGAAAUCCAGAACCGCGGUAUCCAACAUUCGACGACACGCCAACUGGAUCCUUUGUAACAUCUCCUUAUAAUCGACCAGCAUCGCCAGCAGACAGCACCAUGCUUUCAUCGCCAACUGUUCCGUUACCUCACCAUUUCGCCAAGCAAAAUCUUGCUCAAGAGCGAGGCCAUUUCAUCAGACAUCCUUCGGGCAAGCAAAUAUGGGUUCCGAAGGUCGAGGAUGGGCUGAAUGUCUCUGCAACAUCAAGCCCACGCUCUUCGCCUUCGUCCACUGCAUCAACGCCAGAUACAUUGCCACCAACACCUCUGUAUCUCUCCAUGCCUGCCUCAGACUCGGCUUUCCAAGUGCGAUCAUCUCUUCUGGCCAUUCUCUCCUCAUCAUCCACAAGUGAUAAGUGGGCAUCACUCUCCUCCUCACUGGCUCUUCAAAUCCUCCGUUCCACAACGACACCAUUGACCCGUCUGCCUCAAUUCGAAUCUCAUCUAGCAUUUCAUCUCUCGAAUCCUAGAUCAUCGUUCUACCAACAAGCUGAACAGCAUGUUCUGUCUCAGGUGUACCCAGUCCUUCAGCGACUCAUCGAGACAUACACACCUUUGACAAGCCUUCAAAUUUUCGAGACUGCUACUACCCCCAGAAAUGGACCCUCUACAGUGGUUCCGCAGACCAACAGCCUGAAAGAAGAGAUUUCUGAGGUUGCCACACGAAUCGCACAUAUCGGAAUUCUGCACUGGAGAGUCUGGGCACCAUUAGCUUACCUCGUUGAUCCUGACGAUGAGACCAAUCAAGCUAUGCAUUGAGAAACCUGUUCCAAGGUCCAACUACAUUGUAGCAAUGCAUUCCAGCAAGUCGAGCCAAGAGUCGAAUAAGAUAUUGUUACCAGACAUUGAUCUGGACAGAACAGUAUUCUUCGGAGCAAGGUUGUCUACCUUCGAUCGGUGG